This is a messenger RNA of Paramormyrops kingsleyae, 1431 nucleotides long. Its product is annotated as zinc-alpha-2-glycoprotein-like. Gene Ontology annotation, cellular component: external side of plasma membrane. Gene Ontology annotation, biological process: immune response. The record is from RefSeq and is a predicted model, not a curated record. Lineage: Eukaryota; Metazoa; Chordata; Actinopteri; Osteoglossiformes; Mormyridae.
GAAAGUUUCCGGAGUCGCCAUUGCGCGUAAAACCACCCGGAACGGCGGCUAUGUGCGCAGGGGAAACACGGAGGCAACUUUAAUAUGUGAGGAUACUUGCCUGUUUUUCUCCGAGCUGCCAGAUGAAGCGUCUCAUGGGUUACAUCCUCCUCAGUUGGUUUCUGGCUGUGACUGAAGCAGAUGACUUUUCAGGAGACCACAGUCUGACCAUCUUCGUGACCUUCGCUCCUGGCCAUGCCUACAUCCCAGAGUACAUGUCCCAUGGGAUGCUCAACGACCUCAAGGUUUUCCACUAUGACAGCAGCUCCAGGAUGUUUUCCAGCCCCAUGAAACAUCAUACCUCCCUGUCAUCGGUGUGGACGGACCUGCAUGCCUGCACAGCUUUCAAAACCGAGUACUUCCGACGGUUUUUAAAUGAUGCAAACUCAACAUCAGGACUAAAUGGUCCAAUAUUGCAGCUUAUGUAUGGCUGCAGGGUAACAGACGAGGGAAAGCAGGCAAACAUUUACCGCUUUUCAGUGGACGGGAGGUACACGUUCACCCUGGACGAGGAGGGCAUGCGAUGGAAGACCUGGGACACUUACACGGCCAACCUCAAGAAAAUACUAGAUAGUUUCCAAACUUGGAAUCUAAAUAAUUUAAAGUACCUGAAACAGGACUGUGUUCCCAGGUUAAAGAAAUUCUAUGAGUACGGGAAAGAGAUAAUUCACAGAAAAGAAAGGCCCAGUGUCACGGUCCAGGCUAAAAGCGGCACAGUCGCAGUCCUUCUCUGUGUUGUGACCGGCUUUUACCCCCGAGAGGUGUCGGUGCGCUGGGAGCGGGACGGGAAGCCAGCCUCGGCCAACGUGACCUCCACUGGCCUCCUGCCCAACCCAGACCUCACCUACCAGGUGCGGGUACGACUGGAGAUGCCCCCUACAGGCCGGGACAGAUACUCCUGCCGUGUGGAUCACAGCAGUCUAGUGGAACCUCUGUAUGUCCACUGGGAGCCACCCUCGGCUGGGCUGAUCUCCAGGCGGGCAGGUUCGGUGGCCGUGUGCGGACUGGUGGCUCUUCUGUUCCUUAUGGUGCUGCUUUGCCUCUUGGGGAGAUGUAAGCAAGUUGAGGCAGCUCACGGUGAGCAGCGUUGAUGCCUGAUCAGCAGUCUACGUGUGCGAGCUUUAUACUUGGAAAGCUGUGUCUUAGAAUUGUGGCUGAAACCACUCAAGGCUACUGUGCAGGUUAGGGCCUUUUCCUAGUGGCCAUAAACUUUAAUACCACGUAUUAGUUUUUAAGGUUUAGAAAGCACUUAGUAGUGCUUUAUAGUGAUAAUAAUGUUGUGUUAUUUGUUAUUACUUUAUAUUGUCUAAAGUUUUAAAAAAUAUAUUCAUACACUGUGGGUGAUACUAGCUCUUUCCAGAAAAGUUUUCUUUUUUUUUUUUAAAUAAAAAU